CGUAAUUCUAUUCUAUUCUAAUUUCAGUUCAGUUCAGCUAAUAAAAAAACUAGAAAUGGUUUGAAAACUUACCUCGUUUACCCAAACUGCGUCAAUACGAUGGUGACCAUGCCCCCGAAGAAGUAUCGGAUCCACCGGAGCUGUAUCAAUUGUCGCAGGUGGUGGACUCAUGGAAUAACUAUCCAUAAGCCUAUGAACUGGAAAAAAAACAAUUAAUCAUAACAUUAAAAAAAAUUAAAAAAACUCGCCGCCGGCGAAAACCUCACCUCUGUAGCGUUCGCCGCCUUUGCCGCGACCUCGCCGCCCUCUACCGGCGCCGGCGAGUUGCUCCUCGUCGUCAGACAUAUCUCUCUCCAAAAAACCAGAUCUGCUGAGGGAAGAAAAAAGCGACGGCGGACUCGUUCUGGGCAGGGCGCCUUCGACGGGAAUCUGGCACGGUCGCCUGAGUCUGAGGCAGGGUCGUCUCUUUCCUCGACGCUACCGUCUUGGACUGGUGGGCGUGGGGUUGGGGGGACGACUCACUAUUGUUGUAGUGUGUUCUUUCUUUCUCUCGGGCGAGAGUGGUGAGUGGUGGAGAAGAAGAUAAGAAAAGAGGGAUGCGAGGACGCCAUAGUCUCAGGCGAUGACGCCAUUAACUCAUUGGAAAAAAUUCAAAACGCACUUGAGUCUCGGGCGGGCACGCUUCAGUCUCAGGCAAUGGCGCCUUUAACUCGUUGGAAAAAACUCAAAAUGCGCCAGCGCCUGAGCCUCGGACGGGCACGCUUUAACCCUACAAAAAAACACAAUAUAUGUGUCAAUAGUUUUUAAACCGCCGUAUUGAUGGUAAAUUUAAAUAUUUAUGUCAUUAACCCCAAUCCAAAGAGGUGGAUGAGAAAAGGAAGAAAAUAGACAAAGAAGGAAGGGAAAAAGAAAGUUGUUGCGGGUUUCAUAUUACAACAAAGGAAAGCCUAAAAAGCUUAAGGUUGUGGGGAUUGAUUCUAGUUCUGCAUAGUAGUAUUAAGGGGACACACAUCUUUUGAUAAGUCCAGUCAUAAUCUCCCAUUUUGCUUGCUGAUCUGAUUAUGUGCAGAGCUCCAAUGUAAAAGAGUCAUCCCCAUCUUGUGAAUGACAACCCUCCACGGCGUUGCAACAUCUUGGAACACUCUUGCAUUUCUUUCUUUCCAAAUUUCUCAAGUAAUAACAUGUAGAAGUCGGUUUCGGAACCAUUAUCUUACAAAUCCUUGUUGAAUUUUCUUGAACAACUCAUCCGGUUAUGUUAUUUUAGAGUUGAAUAUGAUUUGAAAUAGGUGGACCAGCUGACGUACCGAUGUAUUUAGGUGCAACAAAUUCGUGGGGUCUCACGAAUUUUAAAGGUCCAAAUCUGUGGACCCCACGGACUUAAAAGUCUCACCUAUUUAGGUUGGGAAAUUGAUCAUGGAUUUUGAAGUCCAUCGUUUAAACCAAACUAUCAUUUAUUUUAUUUUUUCAUUUCUCCUCUCAUACCAAUGAGUGCAAUAAAAUUAAAUUUCACUUCAGACAUACAAAUCUAAUUAACCAAUUCUAUCAUAAAAUCUAUGAAAAAAAUAGUAUUUUUCAAGUAUAACAACUUGAAAAAUACCGAGUAUAACAACCUCAUGGCAUUUGCUAGCUAGCCGCUAUAUAAAAAAGGGGGUGGGAUCCAUAUCCCAGGCUUUCUUAUUGUGCUGAUUACGAUGGCUGGAACUGGCGAAUCGCCGGAGACGGCGACCGGCAGGAAAAACUUGCCGGCGGCGAUGACGACGGAUCAGAAGUGGAGAGGUGAGAAUCUUUACUUGAAGUAUAAGUACGGCAGUUGGAUUUUUGGGAUCAAGGCUUUCGAGGACAUAGAUAAGCUAGCGAGAAAAGUGGUGAAUGGAUGCGAGGUUUUAGUACCAACCGUGGUUUGUGAACGGAAUUUCCUCGAUGCCGAUCCCGGUUUCCCAAUCGGGAACGGCUUCUUCAAGUUGAAUGGCAAAGCAUACUUGGUCGGCGGAGAAACUGCAGAGGGGAAACCUUGGGGGGCAGAGGUUUGCGGAUUACCUUAUCAGCUCCUCGAGUCGAGCAAGAAAUCAAGUGGAAAUUUCUAUGAAUUCAGUCCCGAUACCAAUACCCUCCACCUGCUCGAUAAACUUUCUUUGCCUCUCCCUAUGCCGUCUCCAAUAGUUGUUGAGAUCAAGGGCAAAGUGUACGUCCUUUAUGGAGAUCACUGCUGCCAAAGAAGGCACGGAUUCCCGAAAGACUCUGAAAAUUGCUUCCAGGUGUUGGCACUGGAUGAUGAUGGCAAGCCCCAUUGGAAACCACUUCCUGCACCUCCCUUUUACGAGUACGCAACCCGCUCUCACUACUUCAAGGAUAUGGUGGCCGUCGUCGGCUACAAGCUGUACGUCGAAGUGGGCAUCGAGUUGUAUGCCUUUGACGUUGACACUCUAAAGUGGGAACUGGGCGGGCAUUGGUUCCCUUCAGGUGCCAAAACAUUGUCUUCAAGGUUAAUGAAGGAAGGGAAAGACUGUUGUUUUGUGGUCCUUUAUGCAAUGACAUAUGGGGACGAUCCAAAUCAGGAUGGUCUCUAUGCUGCAUUGGUCGACUGCAAGAACGGUGAUUUGUUGCACCGACAGCAUGUCCCUAAAGCAUCGCCCUCUAUGUCUUCUUCUUAUCUUGUUACUUACCAUGUGGUUGAACUAGAGCAGGAUGGUAGUGCUGGCCACUCGUGCAGCCCAUUUUGUUUCGUGUAUACCACAUGUGAUGAUCUUGUUGGGGUUUCAGUUUUGAGAUUCUCCUUAGCGGCGGCCUCUCCAGAUGAGAAGGACUCGAAGCGUUGGUUUCAGUGGGGAACUGAUCGCCUUACCUUGAAGCCUGAAAUUCUGGAGAGCCGUCUAUAUGAAAAGCCAAAGUCGGUGAACGACUUGUACACUGGUCAUUUUGAUGCCGUCUUCCUCAAGGCAGGGUAACCUUCUUUCUUUUUUCCUUUUACAGCUGAAGCAUUUGUGUUCCCCUUGCUUGUUUCAUUUGAAACUGGCGUUGCUUGUGGAACUUGCAUUGUUGUUCUUGCACUGGAAUUGGGAUGAACAUGCAUCAAUCAGUUAAUGAAUCUGGUUUGUUUCU
This is a messenger RNA of Linum trigynum, 3099 nucleotides long. NCBI's taxonomy places the organism in Eukaryota, Viridiplantae, Streptophyta, Magnoliopsida, Malpighiales, Linaceae. The record is from the annotation of a GenBank genome assembly.